GUGUAUGAGGGCAACUGUAGUUCUCGUGCUUCAACAAACACAGUUGAGAAACAAAACAAAACCGCCCGAGCAUUUUCACGCCACUGUGAAUCUAAUUAUGUGGGAAUGUCAAGAGCUCUGAAUGCAAAUGGGUGCAGAAUAUGAGCAAAGUAUUAAAUCACUCCCGAUGCUAAGCUGUCUGACAGAUGGCUCUCUUGAAUGCCCCUGAAAGAAAACAAGAUCUAUCUAUCUGUAUAGGAUAUUAGAAUAUAUUCUAGCAAAAUCAGAUUCACACAGCUAAACAACAGAAUAAAGUUGGAACAACUGAUGAACUAUUAUCGUUUUUUUAAAUCAGUUUUAAACAUUAACACAUUAACUAGUUCCACCUUUUGGAUUGUGAGGAGUCUUUGUCUAGCAUUAAACUCAGACAAGGUUGUAAUCAGGCCUGAUUAAAACACACACACACACACACACACACCCCAGCUACACUAAUUGUGAAAAUAAUCGGUAAUUAAAUUUAUUGUUACCCACAACUGGCUGAAAAUUCAGAUUGGAGUGCACAGUAAGGACUGUCCCUGUGCUGUGGAGCCUGUCCUCUGUCUGUCCACAUUACUUCAAGGUUUAAUAUACAUCAGGCUUGGUUCAAACAUGUGGCUGGGGAGAAAGCCUCAAACCAGCUGCAGAUUUCCUGCCUGACCUGUUUUCUUAUGUAAACAGAAUCAGUGUCACUUGUGCCUUUACUUUGACUAAGUUUACAUGCAUUUAAUACAUUUAUAAUGAAUAACUUUUCUGAUUUCUGAGAUUCAAGCAAAAGUACAAAUACAAGUCAUGCAUUUAAAUUUUGACUUAAAUGAAAGUACUUGCAUCAAAAUAUACUUAAAGUACAAGUCGUCAUUAUUAGCAUUAGUAUUCAAUGGCAUGAUUUAAAAUAAUACUUAUUGGGUUAUAACUACUGAUGAAUUAAUGUGUUCACAACUUUAUUGCUGAAGCUGCUGGAGUAUAUAAUGUAUAACAGUAUAUAUUAUCUGCCUCAGAUGAAUAAAAGUCCAAAGUAGCAGAAAGUAGAAAUACUCAAGUGAAGUACAACUAGCUCAACAUUGUACUUACCACCACUGCUGAGAUGUAAAGUGGGAGUCUAGUUUCUUUUAUCAAGGUUGAUAAGAAAAAAACCCCUGAUAUUUAGUGACUUUACUUCCUCUUUAUGAAUCUGGUUAUUGUUUGCUUUCUACAGCAAUGCUGUUCCUGUAUCAUGAAACUACAUCACGGUAAGCCAGCUGUCUUGAGGCUUUUUGAUUUUUAACCAGGGCAGAUCACCAUGGUUACCCACAGUAUGUUCCUGAGCAGAGCAGUUAGUGUGGGUAAACUGUCCACUUACCAACAAAUCAACUUGCUGGACAGUGAGGGCAAUCAAUCCUAUGGCAUGAUUAUAUCAGACAGAAGAGAACUUUUUGUCCACUCUGGCAUUACAGCGAGACUUGAGGAGACCAGGCUGGUAUUCUGUCUGUCAAGCUCAGCGAAACAGCAGGAAGCUAUCUGAAUUCAAACCAUUUUCAGACUCAUUAAACACCACUUGAUCUGCAGCAGGUGAUAUGCAGUCAUUAGCAGCCUGUUAUCCAGGAUCAUCGCUGUAAUUUAAAAAAACAUCUGACUGAGCUUGUUGAUACAGGCUGCUGAUUUCUUACACAACAUUUUAGCCACGACUCUAAUCUUAUCCUAAGAAAAAAAAAUAAAGGAUGUCAUGAUAUGUCAAGAUGAAUUCAUAAUUUCUGUUGGGUAUAAUCUGGAACAUUUGUCUUUUGAUGAUGAAGAUUUUCAAGCUUGGUUUUUACACAGUGAAAUCCCACAAGAAACAGUAUCGGUUUAGGAGCCCUCCUCACAGUGGUUUUUUGUGAUGGUUGCAGGUGCACCCUCAGCCCACGGGGAGGCACAAGCAGGAGGUUUAUUAACAGGGACUGCAACAGAGGGGGUUAUUCUAUGUCACGUUGGCCUGACGUCAUUGAUUUUGCAGCAGGCCAACCUGGCAUGAGCGCUGAGAGUGGUCAGUGUGUGCUUCAGAAAGCACUAUUUUUAGAUUCCUUUUGGAUCAGCCGCAGCCUCUUUCGUGUGUGUGUGUGUCAGUGCUAUUGUGCCAAGCUUGUGAAUGAAGUCACCAAAAAAAAAAAAAAGACCCAUUUUAAUGAACUCACCCGACGCCUCCAGGGUUGCCUGCACUGAACAAACUGCUCAACAUAUAAACCUGAGUGAAUGAUUAGAACGAGCGAGCAACCAUUUGCUAGCAUUUCACACCUUUCAUAAGCGAACACCCCCCCCUCCUCCCGUAACUCUUUCCUUCCCCAGGAGAGGGGAAAAGUAGAUGCUAAAAAUAACUUGGAGGCUCUACAGGUUGGUGUGCUGGACGCUGAGAAGCUGCAGGUUGGGGCGGGGCUGGAUGCUGGGAGGCUCUGUGAGCUCCAGUGAUUUUUUUCUUUCCCCCCCUCCUCCAUUGAUCAGUAUAGUGGGGAAGGCGGAUCCUCUGACGUCGCCGUCAGGCUGCUCGGCUGCGUCAGAGUCCAGCUGAGCGAAGGAAGAAGGAAACAAGGAAUAAAAAGGAAAGGAGGUCCUGAUAGGCCGGGGAGAGCCGACGGACUGUGUCACCGAGACGAGACCUGUGUCGUGCCCACGGCGGACGGACGGACGGACGGACAGACCGGCAGACAAUGGAGGGCUCCACAGAGGAAGACUACAAAGAGAAAUUAUUAUGGAACGUCAAACGAGAGGUUAAGCAGAUUAUGGAGGAAGCAGUGACUAAGAAGUUUGUCCACGAAGACAGCAGCCACAUCAUAGCUCUGUGCACUGCCAUCGAGGCCUGCCUGGGUCACUUGCUGAAGAGACGGGCAGCUGGUUUUCUCCGCAGUGACAAGAUCGCCGCCCUCUUCACCAAAGUCGGAAAAGUUUACGAAACGGCUGGUGAGGUUUGCCGCAAAGUGCAGGAGCAACUCCAGCAGCAGGCUGAUCUCACCAGGAGAACCCAGAGUGUGGGCCAUGAACCUUUGAGAAGACAGGGUUCCUCCACCACCAGCCGACCCCCUCAGCCCCUCUCUGCCCAGGCCAUCAAACACAUCUGGGUCCGGACGGCUCUGUUUGAGAAAGUUCUUGACAAAAUAGUGCAGUACAUUGUUGACAACUGCAGUAAAUACUAUGAGAGGGAGGCUCUGAUGCAUGACUCAGUCUUUGGGCCCAUCUUGGCAGCUCUACUGGUGGGCCCCUGUGCUCUGGAGUACACCAAGCUGAAGACGUCGGAUCAUUUCUGGACAGACCCCUCAGCUAACGAGCUGGUUCAGCGUCACCGGAUUCACGGGGCCCACCGGGGCCAAGACACCUCAGCUGGCCGCCGGCCCGCUCUAGGGAUCCGCAAGAGACAGUCUAGUGGCAGCAUGUCGGAGGACAGGUUUGCUGCAUCAGCAAGGGAGUACGUGGAGUCUCUUCACCAGAACUCCAGAACACACCUUCUCUACGGCAAAAACAACGUCCUGGUGCAGCCGAAGAAGGACAUGGAGGUGUUGCGUGGCUACCUGUCCCUCCACCAGGCUGGGGAUAACCUCACCCUGAAGUGGACUCCCAACCAGCUCAUCAAUGGUACGCUGGGGGACUGUGACCUGGAGAAGAGUGUCUACUGGGACUACGCACUGACUGUCCCUCUGCGCCAGAUAGUCUGUAUCCACUGUCACCAGCGUCCUGACUGUGGUGGUACGCUGGUUUUGGUCAGUCAGGAUGGAAUCCAGCGGCCGCCCCUCCACUUCCCCCCUGGUGGUCACCUGUUGGCCUUCCUCUCUUGUUUGGAGGCAGGUCUUUUACCCCGGGGGCAGCUGGAGCCCCCACUCUGGUCCCAGAAAGGCAAGGGGAAAGUGUUCCCUAAACUGAAGAAGAGGAGCAGUGCUGCGAAGCUCGUUGACCAGGACAGGAAUGGCGAGGAGCAGACAGCUGCCGACUACGUGUUUCGCAUCGUCUACCCUGGAUACCACUAUGACGCCAUCACUAUAAACUACCACCACACCACGGGCAGCCGCGCUCCAUCGCUGGACGAUGACGAGGAAGAGGAAGAUAGGCUCCAUGCUAUGAUCUCAAUGAUCUGCUCGCGGAACCUCACAGACCCUAAUGUCAUGAAAGACCAUGGGGAGAUGAUGGAGAUGCAGGGUUUUGGAAGUAGCCCGUCGUCGUGGCAACAGGCCGAAGUAACCACUCAUGAGUCACUGUGCCAGUCCUGCUCCACGGCCGGUGGCAACGUGUCAUUCGACUACCCGGCCGGCUGUACCUGCAUACAUGACCCAGCGGACAUUCACACUAUCCCUCUUAAGAUGCUCUGCCAGAACAUGAAGAGGCAGAUUGUCUCCAGAGCUUUUUAUGGAUGGUUGGCCUACUGUCGACACCUGUCCACCGUGCGGACUCACCUGUCAGCUCUGGUCAACCACAACAUCGUCCCUCCAGACAGACCCUGUGAGGCGUCCGGGGGCCUCAGCAAAGAGGUGUGGAGCAAAUACCAGAAAGACUGCAAGAACUACAAAGAGCUGGAGCUGCUAAGGCUGGUUUAUUAUGGUGGAGUGCAACAUGACAUCAGGAAGGAAGUCUGGCCUUUCUUGCUGGGACACUACAAGUUCGGCAUGGGCAAAAAGGACAUGAGCCAGAUCGAUGCCAAGAUCAGCGAGCGUUACCAGCAGGUGAUGCGGGAGUGGAAGGCCUGUGAGGUGAUUGUCAAGCAGAGAGAGAAGGAGAUGCAGUCAGCCAUCUUUGCCAAGCUGUCCUCAGGCAGCAGCAUCGACAGCCACGUCCUGCGACUGGUUCACAGAGACUCCACACUCAGCAACGAGGUGUUUAUGUCAGUGGACGAGCCGGACACAGGGAGCCAGGAGACCCCCAGUGGAGAAGACAAUACCCCCACCAUGACCACACUGGUUCCCCCUGCAGCCCUCCCUCCAGAAGAGCGCCCUCUCGUGGAGUUCGACUCCCCCGACUCGGGUCUGCCAUCCUCCAGAAACUACUCAGUGACCUCUGCUCAUUCCCAGAUCCUGUCCAGCAUAGACGACGGUCAGAGUACGGAGGAGGAAGGGGGGGUCGGGGAGGAGGGCAGGUCUCCCGGGGUACUUGGGGGGCGUCAGAACUCUCUGAGUGAGGACAGGCUGUGCAGUCAACUGGACAAACUGGUGACCAAUGGGGUGGCUGCAGAGGGAAUAUCACCUUCACUCUCUUCAUAUACGAUCGAGCUGUUGGACACAGUUGCUCUAAACCUCCACAGAAUAGACAAAGAUGUGCAGCGCUGCGACCGCAACUAUUAUUACUUCACCACAGCCAACCUGGAGAAACUACGCAACAUCAUGUGCAGCUAUGUGUGGGAGCAUUUAGAGAUGGGCUAUGUUCAGGGCAUGUGUGACCUGCUUGCUCCGCUCAUGGUCAUCCUGGAUGAUGAGUGCCUGGCGUACAGCUGUUUCACUCAGCUAAUGAAGAGGAUGAGUCAGAACUUCCCUAAUGGUGGGGCCAUGGACACACACUUUGCCAACAUGAGGUCACUGAUCCAGAUCCUGGACUCGGAGCUGUUUGAACUGAUGCAGCAGAAUGGAGAUUACACUCAUUUUUACUUCUGUUACCGCUGGUUCCUGCUGGACUUCAAGAGAGAGCUCCUGUAUGAGGAUGUGUUUGCGGUGUGGGAGGUGAUAUGGGUGGCUCCCAGGAUUUCCUCGCAACAUUUUGUCCUUUUUCUGGCCUUGGCUCUGGUCACGGUUUACCGUGAGAUCAUCAUCGACAAUAACAUGGACUUCACUGACAUCAUCAAGUUCUUCAAUGAGAUGGCUGAGCGUCACGAUGUCCAGCAUAUUUUGAAGAUAGCACGUGAGCUGGUGCACAAAGUCCAGUCUCUGAUGGACAACAAGUGACUAUAGGAGAGGAGGAGGACGAGUGUCCAACCCUGCAGGACACUCAGCUCUUCCUCUCAGCCCUCAGCAAGACAGAGUGUUUCCAGGCCUCCACCUACCCAGAGCAGGUCCAGGGAGUCCAGGUCUCCUCCCCGCCCAGAUGAAGGCCCUGGGAGCGGGUCAGGAGCGCUGCUGAGGCAGCCUGGCUCUGGAGGCCAGCCUCAAUCUGUUUACAUUUACCUUCACAUGGAAUGCCAAUGGUGUCUGUUCAGACAUGUGGAUUUGUCUGCAUGCUUGUGAGUUUGAUCACACUGUGAACGCAUUCUUGAGUCUCCCCAGUCCUACAGAGCUUGUGUGCGUGCAUGAAAACACACACACACACACACACACAUAUAAAAACACACUGAAACAACAUUAUCAGUACUCCAGUUUUCUAGAGUGUCACCGUUUUCCUGACUCUGAACCAGAACAUAAUGGAUGCCGGUCAGGAAGGCUGAAGCGAUGCCAGUGUUUGACAGAUGUGUUCCUCCAUGCAAUUCCAGUGGAGGAUAAUUAACUACAGUGUGGGAGUGCAGGAUUUACAUCCAACAUUUUCAGAGGAGCAGAAGACUUAGCCACGAAGAGGUUUUCAUUAGUGACCAAAUGGACUGUGCCAACUACCUUUUCAUGAGUGUUUUCUACAACAAGCAUGUGUGUUUUUACCCCUCCCCCCCCACGUUUUUUCUUUUCGUCCAAGAGUUCAUUAUCACACAAAUGUUGCCUUUAUCAGUAACAGCCCAAGGUACUUAGUUGCACUUUCCGCGAUGGUUCCCUUCAUUGUGCCAGUGAAAGCCUCACCAGAGUCGGCGGGGGGCAAGAGGCACCACAAGAGGCUAAACUGUUGAGAAACCGAAGAAGAGUGUGUGAACUGCAGCCAACUUUCCUGAGCAUGUUAGUCAGUGGUUAAAGCAUGUUUACUCCGUGGUCCAAGUCAGAAGAAACAUAGUAGAGCACAACACUGAAGACAAAAGCACACAGGCUCUUCCUCUUUAGCUUAAGAGAAAACUAAUUAGUAGGACCUUGGUUUUAGUUCAGGACCGUAGCUUUUCCGGUCCUUUCUCUGGUCAUGUUUCUGGGAGUUGGAGGAGUUGAAUAUCUAGAGCAGGAAUUAAAAUUGCUCACAUAUUACAUGUGUUAGUGUUUUAAGGCUGAUUCUGAUAUUUUUUAGAUUAUCUUAUCUUAUCUUAUCUCGGGAUGUGGUGUUACCCAACACCGAAUUUAUAACUUUUAAACAUAAUAAUAUUAAAUUAAUCCCCCCAGCAACACACACACACACACACUUUUUUUACUCUCUUCGUUUUUGUGAAGAGUCGUUUUUAUGGCCAAUCAAAAAUUUCUUAAAUGGUCGGAGAUGCGCUGGAGGGGAAUCUGGACUACUGACCUCAGUAUUUUUAAAACCCACAGGGGCCACAGUCCUGGCCAUUUAGUAUUAUAGAAUUGGGGUUGCUGAGAAAUAAACAUGACAGGUUGAGAGAAAGAUAAAGAUUAAUAAAAGAGAAAAAACACUUUGUGAAGAAUGUGAAGAAAGUAACACAUAGAAUAUAUUUACCAGUAUCUUAAGGUGGGUAUUUCUUUGAUGAUAGGGCUGACAUUAUUUAGAUCUUCGUUAUUGUCAACAAAUCCCAUGAAAAGAUCAAAAGCAACCAUCCGACAUCUCUCCCCGUCUGUGGUACCGAGCUUCAAGCCCACUGGUUCUUUCUGAUGGCCUGAUUCGUUAAGACUGUGUCCGCUGCAGUUAUUAUAUUUCUGAAGAAAAGCUCUGUGAUUUCCUGAGACAGGUGGACACUGUACUUUUUGACAAAAGACGAAAGUAUUGCAUUUGUUGAGGGUACUAAUUUCAUAGGUGGAUUAACACAGGUUUGGUGUUGUACGUAUCACUGCAUUUACAGUAGCAGGACUAAGCUUGAAGGUUUCCCCUGAUUUAAAAGUUACCCUUUUCCUGGGAUUUCUUGUCUGAUUUUAAAAAUCUGACUUAUUAACAACAAAUGGACAUUUCUCAUACUUUUCGUUUUUGGACAUGGACAAACUCUGUGACACAGAGAAAAAUGAUGAAUAAGGCUUGGGAUUUAAUCACAUUACUUGUCCAUUGCACAUGCGAUUUGUUGACAGAAACACAGCCUUGUCUUUUAAAUGGAUCCAUGUUUCCUUUGGAACUGGAGUCAAACAUGCUCACUAAUGUGGAGACACCAUGAAGACUCUUUAACUUCUUAUUGCACCAUCAGGAAAAGUGGCUGUAAAUGUCCAGUGUUGAAAGUCCAGCCUCUGAAAAUGAAAGCAUGUUUGGACUGUGAAUAACAGAUGCGUGGUCCCAGAAAUAGCUGAGAAGAAGCUGCUUUUCAUGCCAAACUCCGUAGUGUUCAGUGAAUCAGUAUUAGGUUGGUUUUGACUUCACAGUAACAGCACAGAGAACAUUCAUGUUUGUAUCUGAAGGGAAUCGGGGAAAUUUUUUGAUACUGUUUCCAAUCCUGCUCAUCAGUGUGACCCUUUAUCUCCUCGCCUCCUUAAAAUGUCUAACACAGCUGCAUAUGAUUGGUCAUCCAGCACGGACCUGCACCUGUGAUUCAAGUGCCAAGAGUCUUCCCCAAUCCUGAAGUGUACUGUAGUCAUCCAGCUCUCCGAUUCGCUAGUUUGACCCGAGGAAAGGAGCGGUGGUGUGGAUAAACCUCGCUACGACCUCUCCCCCUGCCCCACCCUGAUGCUGUGGUGACGGCGGAGGGUUGGCGGGGGAAUCCAGGGCCCAUAGCAGAGCUUUUUUUCUUCCAAUCAGGACAUUGUGUACCAAAGCCUUGAAACAGCCCCCUCUGUGGCAUGACGACAAUGUGCAAUUUCAUACUGCAUCUUGAAGACUGACUGUUUACUAUGUGUGUAAAAUAUUUUUGAAAAUGGUGAUCUUGGAUUCUUUAACUACUGUGCAAUUUCUGUCGUUUGAGAAAACCUGUUAGAGUCUAUAUUGCUGUAAAUAGAAACCGAAAGCCCAAUAUUUCUAUGAAGACAGUCAGAACAUAUAUAUUUAACUUAUUUUGGGAUCUAUUUUUUAUGUUGGUUUUAGCAGCACUAGUCAGAGGUGUAUACUGUGCAGAAAUGAAGAAUGUGUGCAGACUAUGUUACACGUUGACUGUUAAGUGUUCUUUCUCAAUGUUGUGCACUGACUUCAAGAUUUGAAAUUUCUAUUUAUUUAGAGAGCCAAUGAUUGCAUUGCUGAAUAUGUAUUGGUAAGGAUGUAUCAUUUGCCUUGAAUGUAAUGUAUUAUUAAAGAAGAAGUUGUUCAUUAGUGGGCUGCUCUCUUUC
Scatophagus argus is the source of this 9188-nucleotide messenger RNA. It is a transcript of the gene sgsm2, whose product is annotated as small G protein signaling modulator 2. The transcript is spliced from 24 exons. Lineage: Eukaryota; Metazoa; Chordata; Actinopteri; Scatophagidae. Bases 2676 to 5882 code for a protein of 1068 amino acids. The record is from RefSeq and is a predicted model, not a curated record. Gene Ontology annotation, molecular function: GTPase activator activity.